This is a messenger RNA of Seriola aureovittata, 2381 nucleotides long. It is a transcript of the gene gja4, whose product is annotated as gap junction protein alpha 4. The record is from RefSeq and is a predicted model, not a curated record. The transcript has 2 exons. Bases 169 to 1314 code for a protein of 381 amino acids. Gene Ontology annotation, biological process: cell communication. Gene Ontology annotation, cellular component: connexin complex. NCBI's taxonomy places the organism in Eukaryota, Metazoa, Chordata, Actinopteri, Carangiformes, Carangidae.
UCGAUUCUUUUUAAAGAGGGCUCACACAAGUCGACUGGAGUUGUGUGGACCACGUCUGUAAGGAAACAGUAGGAGACUUUAGGGUGACAGUAAAAGCACACUCGGUGCUGAGCCCGGUAAAACAGACAGGAGACAAACACCGCUUCACGAGAGAGAAAGAAGCAGAGGAUGUCCAGAGCUGACUGGACCUUCCUGGAGCACCUGUUGGAGGAGGGCCAGGAGUAUUCGACAGGCAUCGGCCGCAUCUGGCUUACUGUACUCUUUCUGUUUCGCAUGCUGGUCCUGGGAACUGCGGCCGAAUCUGCCUGGGAUGACGAGCAAGCUGGUUUCAUCUGCAACACGAAACAACCUGGCUGCGCUGCCGUCUGCUAUGACAAAGCCUUCCCCAUUUCCCACUUUCGCUACUUUGUCCUCCAAGUCAUCAUCGUCUCCACGCCGACUAUCUUUUAUUUUGGAUAUGUGGCUAUGAGGGCUAGAAAGGGCAAGGAGAAAGAGAAGGAAAAUUAUAAGGAAGGAGGUGGCGGGAGUGAGCGAGGAGAAGUUGUUGUAAAAAGGGAUGAUGAGAAUGCGACUAAAGACAAUGCAGAGGAGACGGAGAAACAAGAGAAUGUUGGGAAAUGUAGAAAAGUUGUCAAGCCGCCCCCUGAGCUGCCUAAACUGAAAGGCAGGCUGCUGUGUGCAUAUGCUUUCAGCAUCCUGUUUAAAGUCCUCCUGGAAGCUGGCUUCAUAAUAGGGCUGUGGCUCCUCUACGACGGCUUCUUCAUCGAGGCAAAGUUCGAGUGCGUAGCGUACCCUUGCCCUCACACGGUGGACUGCUUUGUCUCUCGACCCACGGAGAAGACCAUCUUCACCAUCUACACUCAGGUGAUUGCUGCCAUCUCCCUGCUCCUCAACCUCAUCGAGCUCCUCCACCUCCUCCAGCUCGCCAUCUCCCACAACCUGGAGAAGCGCUACCGUGCCCGGGAGGAAGACUGCCGACCUUGGUCUGCGCAGGUACCGGCCGGGCAGCAGACUCCAGAACUUCCAGCGGAGGUGUCGCAGUCUUACCAAGCAGGGAGCCAUGUUAACCUCCCCAUGCAGGGUGAGGCUGCAUGCUACCCCAACCCCUGUGAGAGCUACAGGGAUCUGGCAAUAGAGUCAAACUGGGGAUCUGAGGAAGCUGCAAAUGACCUGCUUCCUAGUUAUAUGAACUGCAUGGGGGCUAUGAGGACAACACAUUCCCCUAGAAACCAUCAUAUAAAAAAAGCACAGCAUACUGUAAAAAACAGUAAAGGUGCCCAUAAGGGACACUUGAAGAAGAAGCACUAUGUUUGAUGCAGUCAAGUUGGGUGAUAAUGUUGUUUAUGACUAUGAAAGCUUUCUUUGGUUUCUGAGUCUUCCAUUGUAUAAAAACUUUUGUGCACAUGACACUUGGGUCUCAGGAGCGCACGUCGAGCUCAGAUAAGGGAAGAUCUAGAACAACUAUUGCACUGUGAACUCGAUGCCUCAAAGGCAGGUAGACAUUCAAGCCGAGAUUUACCAGAUAAAUGGACCUAUUCAAAACGACACAUUUUGAGAACACUCCCCCAGGCAAAGAAAAUGAGACUCCACUGUGAGAGAAGAUUACAGUCAUAAGAUGCACUGUUACAUUUAAUGGCUUAUAGUGCUUAAUGUGACAGUGUAAAAUUAAAACACUGCGGGGGGGGGGGGGGGGGGGGGGGGGGGGGAGAGGUUCUAGGGAUAGUGUGUGAGUGUCUAUUGGAGGGACUGCAGUAGAACCAGAUUUAAACAUAUUCUUUUGGGAUUUGCACUGUAACCCCUGGAGCUGUUUGAAGCCCCCCCCCUUUCUCCCCAUGGUUCUGUUCACACUGUGGAAUGUACUGCUCUCUGGGUCCCAGCUCCCAGGGGAAUAAUGACUGUGUGGAUGCAGGCACGCAUGCAUGCACACACACACAUACAAUGUACUCUUCCCCUUUCACCCAGUGAGGUUUUGGUCACUUCAGCUGGGGAUAUGGGACUUGGGAAGGCACAGGGUAAAAGAGAAAACCGUGGAACUUCUGGGAUUGUACAUGACUUAUCAUUUGCCAGUAACCGUACUAUUUCAUCUAUAAGGGGAAAGGGAGAGAGAGGACCACUGCAUACUUCAUCACGAGGGCUGAAUAAUGGAGCAAAGACAAGCAUCCGGUUUGAAAAGCAAACCUUUUAGUGAGGAUGAGAGAGAACUCAAAAGUGCAUUAGUAAAUGCAUAUUGAAUGGACUGAAAGGUACAGAGAUGUGCAUAUUCAAUGAAAGGAAAAGACUAAUUAUGUGAAAACUGUAUUUAAUGUUUAAGAUAUUGUGUAAAAAAAUACCAGUGUUAAUAUUUAUUAUUUUGAAUAAAAUAAAGUGUAAGCUAACAUAAA